AUGUCUUCCAAUGGUCAGAACAACGAAAGCUUUUUCGGCGGUCUCGGCGAGGCUGUCGGAAAGACAGCCAGCGGCGCUGCAAACACAGUGGGGAAUACACUUAGUGGUCUAGGCGGCGCUACAGGGGGCGCAACUCAGGGUCUUGGACAAACCGUGGGCGGUGCUACUGAGGGACUUGGAAAUGCGGCUAAGGGCCUAGGUCAGUCUGUUAACAAGGCUGUUGGUACCUAUCCCGAAGCACAGCGCACAGGCGCGGGAGAAGGAAAAAAGACUGGGGAUCAGUGA
Molecule: messenger RNA, 285 nt
Organism: Penicillium cosmopolitanum
Lineage: Eukaryota; Fungi; Ascomycota; Eurotiomycetes; Eurotiales; Aspergillaceae
Exons: 2
Coding region: 1-285 (94 amino acids)
Source: RefSeq, a predicted model, not a curated record